AGGACAAAAUCGAUCGGGCUGGCUGAUGGAUGCUGCCAACAUGGUCCCUUCUGGUGUCUGUGGGUUUGAUGGAGAGGAUGUGGUACCCUGGGAUCCGUGGUGGGAAGCAGGAGGAGGAGGAAGGGGAAGAAGAUGAUCCGGGGAACAAGAAAAAAAAGACAGCAGGUUUUUUUUUUGGAGCAGCGACAUCUCUCCCCCCCACUGCUCCAUUGCAGAAGCUGCGCGCGGUCCUCUCCGCUCCCCCCACCCCACCACUCCGCCCGCCCCACCAAGACUCUCCAGGGUGGAGCAAAGAGGAGAGGAGGAGGAGGAGAAGGAUGCUGGUCGCAUAAGCUGAGCAUCUUCUCCGUGCCAGGGACCGGAGGAAUCUGCUGGGCAAGAAGGGGGGCGGCGAAGAGAGAGCUGUUUUGCUGGCACCCCAAAGCCUCACAUUGGCGGCGCCCCCCCCCCCAGCCUGGUCUAAUAGAUCCGCUCUUGCUUUGUAAGCAAAAGGGGCAGAGCAGGCUGGGGGGGGGGCACAGAGGAGGAGAGGGAAGCGGGAGACACCCGCUCGCUUGCAACAUGGACAAGUGAUUGAAGGCGACAAGUCAGCUCUCCGUCCCAGCCUCUCCCCCAACAUAGACACCUGCCCCCCCCCCGCCCGGCUGGUGGAUCUGCACGGAUCUGAAGGAAGGAGGGGGCAAGGAGUCGCCCCCUCCCAUCCGAUUGACUUCUGCCUUUGGCUGUAAAGACCUUCGGACAACCAGGUAUCGUCUUCCUCGCCAUGUCACUCCUGGCUCAACUGAAGGCUUCAGCCUUGCUGCUGGCUUUGUUCCUCCCUUCACCGCUGGCGACGGUGGGUGGCCAUGGCGGCACGCAUGGCGUUGAGACAGCGUCCCCGGACGGCGGCAACCACACCAAGUGCCAAGAGGCCACGGAGUGCCAGGAAGGUGUGAUCUUGCCAGUGUGGUUCCCACAGAACCCCUCUGUGGGGGACAAGGUGGCCAGGGCCAUUGUUUACUUUGUGGCUCUGAUCUACAUGUUCCUGGGCAUGUCCAUCAUUGCCGACCGCUUCAUGGCCUCCAUAGAAGUCAUCACCUCACAGGAGAAAGAGAUCACCAUCAAGAAGCCCAACGGGGAGACCACCACCACAACCAUCCGCAUCUGGAAUGAGACCGUCUCCAACUUGACCCUGAUGGCACUGGGUUCCUCAGCCCCUGAGAUCCUGCUCUCCAUCAUUGAGAUUGUGGGCCACGGCUUCACUGCAGGAGACAUGGGGCCCAGCACCAUUGUCGGCAGUGCAGCCUUCAAUAUGUUUGUAAUUAUUGCCGUCUGCAUCCAUGUGGUCCCUGAGGGCGAGGUACGGCGCAUCAAACACUUGCGGGUCUUCUUUGUCACUGCUGCCUGGAGCAUCUUCGCCUAUAUCUGGCUAUACCUCAUCCUGGCCUGGUUCUCUCCUGGCAUAGUGGAAUUGUGGGAAGGGCUCCUCACCUUCCUCUUCUUCCCACUCUGUGUGCUCCAGGCUUGGGUGGCUGACAGAAGGCUCCUCUUCUACAAAUACGUCCACAAGAAAUACCGGGCGGACAAGGCCCGAGGCCUGAUCAUCGAGACUGAGGGUGAUACUGGCUAUCCAAAGCUGGACAUGGAGAUGGACAACUCACUAAAGGAAGGAUCCGAAGGUCUCGUGGAAGCAGGGAAGGACCAGGAUGAUGAAGCUCGCAGGGAUAUGGCCCGCACCUUGAGGGACCUCAAGCAGAAACAUCCAGAAAAGGACAUGGAGCAGCUUAUCGAGAUGGCCAACUAUCAUGUGCUAGUCCAACAGCAGAAGAGCCGGGCUUUCUACCGCAUCCAGGCGACACGCAUGAUGAUCGGAGCAGGGAAUAUCCUCAAAAAACAUGCGGCGGACCAGGCCCGCAAGGCCAUUAGCAUGCAGGAGGUGCGUGCGGAAGAAGACGAGUCCGUGACCAAAGUUGGCUUUGAGCCAGCGCACUACCAGUGCUUCGAGAACUGCGGCUCGGUGGUGCUGACUGUGGCCCGGCGGGGAGGGGACCCAGCCUGCGUCACAUUGCGGGUGGAUUUCCGCACAGAGGACGGGACGGCCAACGCUGGCUCUGACUACGAGUUUGCGGAGGGCACCUUGCUCUUCAAGCCAGGGGAAACCCACAAGGAAGUGCGGGUCGGAAUCAUUGAUGACGACAUUUUCGAGGAAGAUGAGUAUUUCUAUGUCCACCUCAGUAACGUGCGGGCAGCCUGGGCCGAACCGGGCCCUGAGCCUCCUCCCAAAGCAUGCCUCGGGCCUUCUAAGAUGGCCACUGUCACGAUCUUCGACGACGACCAUGCCGGCAUCUUCACCUUCGACGGUGCCUCCAUGCGUGUGAGCGAGAGCGUGGGGGCUGUGCGCAUCAAGGUGCUGAGGACCUCGGGGGCACGCGGGAGAGUGGCCAUCCCCUUCCGCACCAUUGAGGGGACCGCUAAGGCCGGAGAGGACUAUGAGGAGGUAGCUGGCAAAGUGGAGUUCCAGAAUGAUGAGACCAUGAGAUACAUCGAAAUUAAAAUUAUUGACGAUGAGGAGUAUGAGAAAAACAAGAACUUCCACCUGGAGCUGGGGCCACCAGAACUGCUGGACACAGGUCCACGGCAUGGUGACUCCAAUGAAAACCGCCUGCCUAAUGGAGAAGAGGAAGCAAUUGCCAAGAUGGGGUGUCCUAGCCUUGGAGAGAACACCAAACUUGAAGUUGUUAUUGAGGAAUCUUACGAAUUCAAGAGCACUGUGGACAAAUUAAUAAAGAAGACCAACUUGGCCCUCGUCGUCGGCAGCAGCAGCUGGAGGGAGCAGUUUGUUAGCGCCGUAACCGUCAGCGCUGGUGACGACGAGGACGACGACUCUGGCGAGGAGCGCCUCCCCUCUUGCUUCGACUACAUCAUGCACUUCCUGACGGUUUUCUGGAAAGUUCUGUUUGCCUUUGUGCCGCCAACCGAAUACUGGUGCGGCUGGGCCUGCUUCUUCGUCUCCAUCUGCCUCAUCGGAGUCCUCACCGCCCUCACCGGAGACCUGGCCGCCCACUUUGGCUGCACCAUCGGCCUCAAAGACUCUGUCACAGCCGUGGUGUUCGUGGCCCUGGGCACCUCCGUGCCUGAUACCUUUGCCAGCAAAGUUGCCGCCAUCCAAGACCAGCACGCCGACGCCUCCAUUGGGAAUGUGACGGGCAGCAAUGCAGUCAACGUCUUCCUGGGCAUUGGGGUGGCCUGGACUAUCGCAGCCGGGUACUGGGCCAGCAAAGGCCAGCCCUUUCGCGUGAAGCCCGGCAACCUGGCCUUCUCGGUCACCCUCUUCACCAUCUUCGCCUUCUUCAGCAUUGCGGUGUUACUGUACCGGCGCCGCGCACCCAUCGGCGGAGAACUGGGCGGUCCCCGAAGCCCCAAAAUCCUGGCAACCCUCCUCUUCCUGAGCCUAUGGCUGGUCUACAUCCUCCUGGCUGCCCUGGAAGCCUACUGCCACAUUCAGGGCUUCUGAGAGACAAGGGCAGACUGGGAGAUUCGCUUUCGGGUUUGGCCUGGGGGAGGCCCCUGUCCAAACCUUGGGAAACUGAUCCCUGGAUGACUUGGCGGUGGAGGGGGGGAAAGGAAAAGGCAAACCCUCCCUCCCCAAGUUGGGAGACCCCCUUUUUUCUCAAGCACAUGAGAACACCUUCACUUCCACAACGGUUCAGUGAAGACUUUGGCCGACGCCAGCCAUGCGGUCUAGUAAUGACUAAGGUGGUAACAAAACCGGGACAAAGUUACAGGGUCGAAUUCUGGCCAAGGCUUCUGCGAUGGACUGAUGGCAGAGUUGCCCGCCUCUGUUUGGAGAGAGAAAAUGCCAAGCUAUUAAGAACCCUGAUUUUAGACCCAUCUUGGGGUGCAACAGAUUCAAGGGAAGCUGAGCCAGGGCAUAGGCCACCCCUUUCCACACCGACCUGGGUGAAUUAGUAGCCUCAGAAAACAGUGGGAUGGGGGGGGGGAAUACUGACCAGCCCUGCCAAUUAUUCUUAUCCUUGCAAGUGUUGGAGGACCAGUUAGUUGGACACACUGUCCUUCCCCUUAAGCCUGGCCAGUUUCUUGCAGCGAGAGAGAUGGGGCGCUCUUUGCAUCCCAGCGGAUGGUAACAUAAUGAUGUCGGCAAAACUGGAAUUUUAGGCGCAAGUCAAGGUUGUGCUAUCUUCCUCCUGUUCCUGGCCAAAUGAUCCAAAGAAGGCUGGGGGCAGGGAGAGGGAGGGAGGGAGGGAGAGAAAGGUGGAAAAAGCAAGCGAGAAUAGAUAGGAGAAGGGAAGAAGGAUCCUAAUCAGCCAGUUUACCUUGUUCCAAGCACAGUCAAUACCCUCCGAAAAACCUGCACUCUUUACAAACUCCCAAGAACAGCACAAAAAUCUCAAAACAGCAAAAAACAGAAGUAUAGCUAGAUCUAGGAUAGCUGCUUUCUCCUCCCUUCCUCUUCCACGGCACAGCGCUCCCCCUUCCCAAAUUAACAACAACCCCAUAUUAUUAUUCAACUCCCCUUUUCUGUACAGAACUCAGAUUUCUAUUUAGUUGAGUUUAUUUUACUUACAGGGUGGGGAAGCCCCCCGCAGAAAUUAUUUUAUUUUUAUUUAAAAAGAAGAAAACCCACAAACCUCCGGCACCCAUGCAAUUGUCUGCCCCUUCUUUGUCCCUUAAUGUGGACACCCCCCUCCUCCUGUCCAGACGCCACGGCCGCUGCGCAUGGUGCUUCCCUCCUCUCGGGGGGGGGGCGACAUUGGUACGUCCCAUGCCUCAGUUUGCAUGGUGGCCCCUGUGACCCCGACCCAUACAAUCUCGUGUCUCUGUAAGUCACUCUGGUGUCCAUGCUUGCCCGUUCGUCUUUUGCACCAGUGCCUGCCUGUUGCUCGUGCCUGCUGUCUGGUUUUCCCAAAAAAACAAAAAAUGUGCCCUCCCUCUUAUGUCCUGUUGCCUGCACUACCUUGGAUUUGUGUUUGUGUUGUGUGUGCGUGUGUUUUCUAAAAAACAAAACAAAAAACUAUUUAAAACUUA
Molecule: messenger RNA, 5025 nt
Organism: Podarcis raffonei (Aeolian wall lizard)
Lineage: Eukaryota; Metazoa; Chordata; Lepidosauria; Squamata; Lacertidae
Product: sodium/calcium exchanger 1-like
Exons: 7
Coding region: 764-3493 (909 amino acids)
Biological process (GO): calcium ion import across plasma membrane; cell communication; sodium ion transmembrane transport
Cellular component (GO): postsynapse; axon; sarcolemma
Molecular function (GO): calcium:sodium antiporter activity
Source: RefSeq, a predicted model, not a curated record